Molecule: messenger RNA, 8295 nt
Organism: Malurus melanocephalus (red-backed fairy wren)
Lineage: Eukaryota; Metazoa; Chordata; Aves; Passeriformes; Maluridae
Gene: TMEM245
Product: transmembrane protein 245
Exons: 18
Coding region: 6-2537 (843 amino acids)
Source: RefSeq, a predicted model, not a curated record
CGGCCAUGCCGCGGCUGCCGCUGGGCGGCCCGGGCGGGGCGGCGGGGAUGUCGCUGCCGCGGCUGGAGAAGCCCAUCAAGCAGGCCUUUUACAACACCGGAGCGCUGCUGUUCGCGGGGCUGUGCUGCGGCGCGGCCGUGCUCGUGUACUUCAUCCUGGAGGCAUUCCUGCGGCCGCUGCUCUGGGCCGUGCUCUGCGGCACUUUCCUGCACCCCUUCAAGACCUCGCUGACKGCGCUGGGGCGGCGCUGGCUCGGCCGCCUGCACCGCUCCCGCACCCCGGUGCUGCUGGCAGCCCUCCUCCUGCCCAUCUGCUUCGCCAACUACAGCGUGGAGGCGCUGGGCGAGCAGGUGCUGCGGCGGCGGCGGCUCCUGCUGCUGCUGGGCGCCGGGGGGCCGCUGCUCUACGGGCUCUACUGCCUGGGCAGCUCCCUGGGMGUGCAGGUGCUGCUGGCACAGGCCGCCCGCAUCAUCUGCCAGGGGCUCGACUACUUCAGCAGCCAGUGGAUAUGGACAUUGGUAGUUGGUUACCUGCUGAUGGUUUCAUUCAAGUGGAAUAUAAGCACUGAACGUUACUUAAAAGCAAUCUCUGUUCCUGUCUGGAUUAUGCUGCUCUUUCACUUAGCUUCUGUGGCAGGUUCCUGGAGAAUUCCUGUUUUUCUGGUUAUAGUUGUUCUGAUGACAGUAGGCAUGUUGCAUGACCAGCAUAAYGGAAAGGAGUCUUCUGGGGCAGAGCUUCCCGGUCAGAUGAUUUCCAUUGCUGCUUCAACAAUUGCCAUGGCAAUUUCAAUGACAGAGGAUGAGUCCAAUAAUGAGCAUUCUUCCCAACCCUCAGGAGCAACAGAAGGUGAUCAGCCUCCACGUCCACGUGCUCCAUCAUCUUCCUCUUCAACAUCUUCUGGGAACAGACAAAGACCUGAGAUUGGCUCUUUUCUUAGGAAAAAGAAAACCAGUGAUAUUUACUUUGUUACUCUUGUGUGGGCCAUUGUCAUUGUUCAGAUCUGGCUGAAUUUUUGGAUUGUGCAGCUAUUGCCAGUGCCUUUUGCAGUUUGGGCACUUAAAAAAAUCGUGGUUCAUUUUGGAGUUUUGAACUUCAUGGCAAACCACUGCAAAAGCUGGUGGCAACUUGUUGAAAGUUUUGUGAAGGAACGUCAGGAAGCUCUUGCUCCACGACCCAUCAGAGGACUCGGAAGUGUUAUGCUAAAGCUUGACAGCAAGCUGUGGCACUGGCUUAAUAAGAAGAUUAUCGUGUGGUUGGAGAAAAUGCUGGAUAAAAUAAUCAGCAUUUUCAUAAUAUUUUUGCUAGUGAUAGGAACCCUUCUCCUAGCCCUGCUCCUUACAGCAAAGGURCAUCAAGAGAGUGUUCACAUGAUUCAAGUCACAAGCAGCUUGAUCAAUGAGACAGUAGCCAGCCACCCAGAAUGGGCAAACUGGCUCCCAGAAGCCCAGGUCAUUCAGAAGGCUCUCAAUUCCGCAGCAAAUAACGUGUACCAGUAUGGCAGAGAGUGGAUCACACACAAGCUCCAUAAGAUUUUAGGAGAAAAGGUAAAUAAUACUGCUGUGAUUGAAAAGCAAGUGCUGGAGCUCUGGGACAGGCUUUACCACUCUUGGUUUGUCAAGAAUGUAACACAUUCUGGAAGACAUAAAGGACACAAGUGGCACAUCAACCGUCAAAACAGCUGGCUUGGAGAUAUCCUGGACUGGCAAGAUGUUGCAUCAUUUGUUCAUGAUAACAUYGAAACAUUUCUCUCGAUCCUGGAGUCUCUGUGGAUAGUWAUGAGUCGCAAUGUGAGCCUCUUAUUUACUACAGUUACAACAUUAGUGACAAUCCUCUUCCACAGUGGGACAGCUCUUCUSAAUUUUGUGCUUUCGGUGGUGAUUUUUCUGACCACGCUGUUCUACCUGUUGAGCUCCAGUGAUGAGUAUUACAAACCAGUAAAAUGGGUGAUAAGCCUGACACCUUUGUCUCAGCCAGGUCCCUCCUCAAAUAUAGUYGGCCAAUCUGUGGAGGAAGCAAUAAGAGGUGUAUUUGAUGCUUCCCUCAAAAUGGCUGGGUUCUAUGGACUCUACACUUGGCUGACUCACACUAUAUUUGGGAUUAAYAUAGUCUUCAUACCAUCUGCAUUAGCAGCAAUCCUUGGAGCAGUGCCAUUUCUGGGGACAUAUUGGGCAGCGGUCCCUGCAGUCCUGGAUUUGUGGCUUGUGCAAGGACAGGGAUGCAAAGCUGUUUUGCUCUUGGUUUUUCACCUCUUGCCAACCUAUUUUGUAGAUACAGCCAUUUAUUCAGAUAUAUCAGGAGGUGGUCACCCUUACCUGACAGGCCUUGCAGUAGCUGGCGGAGCCUAUUACCUGGGGCUGGAAGGGGCCAUCAUAGGACCAAUUCUGCUUUGUAUACUUGUGGUGGCUUCCAACAUAUAUAGUGCCAUGUUGGUGAGUCCAACAAACUCUGUGCCCACUCCAUCACAAGCAACGUGGCCGCUACAGAUUUACCGGUCACCUAGAGAGAGUCCUGAGGAGAUAAAAAUGUCUGCRGAGUGAGGGAGGUGCUGUGCUGCGCCUCUACAACGUGAGGGAAUCGCUGUCUUCUGUCUUGGGUUCACAACAGCCAUGGCCUUCUGUCCCUUCCCAGCUGUGCCUGGGGGCAGCUCACAGGGAAGCAUUGCUUGGGUUUUAGGAGCAAGCACUGGAACAUCUGCUGGCCUUACAUUAUUGUGCACUUUGCCUCUUCGAGAGGGAAUAUCUACUUYCCAUGGCUUUGCAUACCAACACGCAGUCGGCUGCCUUGUUGAAGACUUUGAAGACCUUCUGUCUUAUCAAAAGAAUAGUUAAGAGGACAGGUACAUCCACUGGAGUCAUUAUCUUACCUGCUAAAAUUACUAACUCGGCUUUUAUUUAUUAGUUUUUUGUCCUAUUAAAUUGUAGUAGCUUUAAAGAAAGCUGUAAUUCCAAAAUAUUUAUUUUUUGUUAAUCUGGUGGCAAAAGAAGUACAAACCACUCAUUGUGAAGUGRAAGUAUAAUAUAAUAGUUUGCUGCUCCUCAAGGUAUUUCUUUAUAAGCUUCAGCCAUCAUCUGUAACUCAUAAUUACACUUUAAUAUUGUUCUCAUACAUGCACUGAAAUUAAAUGUUGUUGGAGACUGGUAUUUUUAAUACCUUCCUGAAAUUAAUAGAAAUACAAACUGUUAAAUGUGGUUUUUCCUCUUACUGACAUAGGAGGACUUGUUUAAAUAAUUUAAAGCUUGCUGCAAAUUCUGAGAAUAAUUUGUAGUUUACCUACCCUCCCAGUGGAGUCAUCUGGUCAACUAAUUUAAUCAAAGGCCUUCAGUGUUUUCAGACAGUUGUAAUGUGGGAUGGUCACAUCUCCUUCCAGUAACUGGAAGAAGUUUAAUGGGGAUUGUUUAAUGYUGGUUUUCAAAUGCUGUGUCUGAGYUCAAGUAACUUUUUUAACAARUUUUGUUAGYGGAUAGAAAGGGGAGAGAGCCUGGAUUUUGSUUUAGUUCAGCUUGUGGCUUUUUAACCUUAUAAGCCUCUGGCCAAAUAGCUUACURAGAUAUAUCUUAAUAUAUUAAGGUAUAUCCUAUUAAUAAACAAGGAUCUUAAAUUUCUGAAAUUAUAUAUUGCCUAGGUCACAGCAUCAAAAMCUCUAGUGUUUUUCUUCCAUAGGUAAUUUUGCUUAAAUUUCAGUUUUGGUGACAUUUAAGGCCUUUUGUAUUGAUUGUCAAAACAUUUUGACACAAUGGAUCUAUACAAAUGGAUCCUUUUUGUAAAUGGUAAGUGGAGUUUUUUGGUAAAUAUUUCCUACUUGCACAGGUUUUCCACAAAUCCAGUGAGGCCCUGGGUACAAAGUAGCAGAUGUAUUCUCUUAACCAAAGAACCACCCUUCAGUUUCCAGUAACUUGAAUUGAUUUUAGAGUUUGGUAGAUAAUGAGCUGUACAAAAUGCAGGCAUGCCUUGUAUUUAUUGUUGAUAGUAAUGCAAUGUUUGAAACAAAGGGAUGUUCUCCAGGGAUAAGGAUAUCUAAGAUGUGYGCAAAAUCAGUUUGCAGUACCUAAGAUGUUUGUUUCACUUGAGUUGCAGGAGGGCUGAUUUGGAAGGUUCUUCUUUUCAUGACACUGUAUGUAUUUUUACAUUGUUUCUAAAARUACAUUGCCGUGGAAAGUGAUUGGAAAGUUCUCUCUGAUGCUGAGUAAGGAAGAAACUCCUGCUAUAGAUUUGCAAUAAACAGGCUGCCUAUUAAGACACAAAUAAUCUGCCUCUUGGAUUCUCAAAAUGAGCUGCUGCAGUUUUACUGAUGGAAUGUCAUGUUUUAGGUCAGKGGGGUUGAGUAUGCUGUUUGUGCAMAUUUGUAGGGAUGUGCUUGAGGGACAGACUUGGUCUUCAUUUAGUGUGACUCAGGUUCAUCAAAAUAUGGAAACAUCCCAUUUGAUUUUUCAAAAUCUGAGAGAUCUACACAUCACUUUCAACUAACUGAAUAAGAAUGUGUGGCUUGAAUCAAGUAUCUGUUUUAUCUCCUUGAUUUGUGGCUCACAAAAAAAUCUUAAGUGAAACACAUUUGUAUUACUGUUGCUGGCUAGGGUGGAGGAUGUGGAAAAACCUGAGGCUGUCCUGAAAUAYUCCUGCAACAUUCUAACCAGCUUGMAUGAAACMGCCAUGAUAAUUAGGGAACUUCUUUAUUGUAUUACUUAAUUUGUUCAUGGUUUUGCACUGAAUUGUUGUGUUCUUGUUGUAGCUUGUUGUAGACAGCAUUUAAAGCACCUCUUUGCUCACAGGUCAAGGCGUUUCUUGUCCACAUUUGCUAUCCCAUUUUCUUAGACAAUCUUUCAUGCUCCUGUGAUACUCAACAUAGUCAUUUUAAAGAGUUGCUAUAAAGCAUUUUGUUUGGUUUUAAGUUUUCUUCUUCCCUUUCAACCAAUUGCCUUACAACARAGAAGGGCCUCUGCUAUGAAGACUAAAAUAACAAUUGAGACACAGUUAACUUCAGUAAUGGCAAAUGAGUAAAAUUGCCUAAGAUGCAUUGCUCCUUUGAAAUGCUCCUUUCCCAAUGUGAAAUUGUUUUAUAUAGAAAAUUUGUAUGUGAUGGACUGUUGUUAGUUCUCCUUUGAAAUGAGGCUUCAUUUUGUUUCUGUUCCAAAUCCAGCUCGGACUUGCAAUGAAGAACCAUUCAUAGUACAUCCUUACUCAGUAAAUGUAGCUUCAGGAGCUCAUGCUGUGUGCUGUACCUGAUUGAGGAACCAGCUGUGUAGCUCAGUAAUGGUGCAGUAACACUGUACUGCCAAAAAGAAAGGAAAAACAAGGAACAAAAUGACCAAUAGCAUCUUCUUAGAAUAGGAGCUAUUCACUGAUUUUCACCAUAUUUAGGAAAAAAAACAAAACAAAAUACCGCCUUAUGAAAGGGCAUGCUUUGAUUAUUUGAAUUUUGUGUUUAGUAAGUGUCUGAUUACCAGCAGAAAUAGAAGACCUUGUCAUUGUGUGUUAAGCAAUCUGUGUUAUUUUCUGAACAGACUCAGCCUCUUCAAGAACAGUUCAGUUUAGAUCAGUUUCACAUUAAUGUGAAAAUAAUCAAACUGGUCAUUUUGACUUCUGGUCUUCGUAAAGUGCCAGUUCUUGGUUAUAUUGCCUCAUCUGUGAAAACAACCAGCAGUUUGGUGGGAUAAGUUUUUAGUACAUAGACUGUAGCUUUCAAAAAAACCAACCCAACUCACCCCCACCUCCAAGACCCCACAAMAAACAGCCAAACAGCAAAAAAAGCCCUCCCCUUCUCUGCACUGCCGUUUGCUUAGGAGAGACCAUCUUUUCUGUAAUGCUUGUAGGCAAGAAGUUGAUGGCAUUCAGCUUGACUGUAAACAGUCAUUCCAGGAGCUGGUACUUCCUAAGUGUGUUUAGUACAUUUAGUGUUCAAUAAUUUAGAGUUCAGAAGGGAAUGCUCAUAGUAAUGCARGACAAUGUGGUCUCAUUGUAUAGUGAAAUUCAGCUGUGCUGGUUUUUAUCAUUCUCUUCUGGGAAAUCAGGCUUGUUGCAAUUAAAUAUUGUGCCAAAGGGCUGGUGCUGUUUCUGGCACUCGAGUCUGAGUUAGCCUGUCCUUCCUGUUCCUUGGCUGAACACUGCUGUAGCAGAGCUGGCAGAGGUGACUGUGUGCCUGUUCACAGCCCAGCACAUGAACUUCAGGUCACUCCAAAUACAGGCUUAAUUGGAUCCAUGAAGCAACAAACUGCAGUGGGCAAGAAUCUGGCACUCCUUCAUUUUACUAGCCUUUCUGCAAUAUGGUGGCUUUCAGGACAGAUACAUCAUGACCAGUUGGGAGCAGAAAUGACUUACUUUGAGAGGCUUUUAAAAAAACAGUUUAACAUUAUAAUACAUAUGAUGCACAUUUUUCAGUCAUUGAUACCCAUGUCUCUAACAAUGGAGACAGCAGUCAGAUCUUUCCAUGCAUGGUGCUGCAUGUGUAUGUGCAGCAGAUUAUCUGUGGUACAAAUAGUCUAGUUUAAUUUCAAGGGCUCUGGGGCUUCUCUUAAAGACACAAGGAAGGAGGAUAUAGUGGAUGUGUGUUUUGUCAGUGAUUAUUGGAAUAAAAAAUCCAUAAUCUGUUUAAUUAAAGAAAAAAGCAUUGUUCAGGGAAAAUUGGAUGCUGUCUCCAGUAUUAUCCAUUGUGGGUAUCAGCACAACUUUUGAAAUAGGUAUAUGGCUGCAGUGUUAAACAUUGUUUUUCAGAAAGCCURAAAAGGCAAAGCUGGAUGAAAUUGUUCUCUGGUAAAAGCAGCAGCUGAGUUGCUAUGCUGCUGAUCCCUAGUGCUGGGAAUACUGCAGUUUUACCUUUACUCUGGACCUGAUACACCAAGGAUGGAAAAAUACCAUUAUUCUGCUGAGAUUCCAUAGCUUUGCAUCGUUGGUAGUGGACGUUUCCACAGCUGCCUUUAUUCAAACAUUWUGUUUAUAUUGACUUAAAUCUGCCACUGCAGAUAGUGCCACCUUAAUGGAUGCUACCUUUGGAAAUGGCUGUGAUUUCCUUUGAGGGUACUCAAAGGGGUUGAGAUUGGAAUUAGCCUUCAUUAUCUUUAAUAGCAGAGGUAGCAUUCUUCUAGAGAUGCAGCUGCUUACCUUCAAGUUUGCACUUUUACACAAGAAAAUUGAUUUCCGAGAUAAUCUUUGUUGAGUGACAGCUGACAUCUCUUAAAUCCAUGGAUGCAUCAUCUUUAUAAACUCUCUAUURACUUGUAUUAAAAAAGGGUUUCUUCUUAGUGUUAUUUCCUGUACUUUUUGCUGAAGCAAACUUUGACAAUUUCCUUAUUGUUUAUGUUUCUACAAAACUAAAAUCACUUAAAACUAUUGACAAACCUUAGGGAGACUUGAUCUUUAACCUGGUAUUGUUCAUCUGUCAGUUUUACUAAGGUACCUUAAUGCUUUAUGGUAAAAUUCUCUAAAAUUGCUUUUAAGUGAUAAAGUUGGAAAUGAGAAAAAAAAAACAAUGUGGAAAAUUAAUUUGGUGUUUUGAAAYAAGAAACAAUGCCACAAGUCAUAAGCAUAUUCAGGGAUUCUACAUUGGGUUUGUAAAUGUAUAUAUUGAUAUGCAGUGUUAUAUAAAUAUUAGCAGUCUCUGUCCUAUUCAGACUUUACUGAAAUUUUGUCCUUUUUAAAAAAAAUAGGAUAUCUGAGAAGAAAAUAGUGCCUGUAUAUAAAGAAAACAAGCAACAUUUUCUWCAAUUCAUGUUUACUUGUUACAGAUUGAGGAAGAGCCAAUCAAAUACUGACAGUGUGACUACUACUGUUUUAUUGUAGUUCRUAUAAAGUAGGGAGAAGCUGCUAGUAAUGCAUUACUGAAAGAUUUCUGUUCCUGGAAGUAUUUGCACACAUCCUCCUAAGAGCUGCCAAAAUUAAUAGGUCAUGAAAUACAUCUUCAGUUCCUCAGUCUCUUAACCUUAUCCACACCUCCUCUGGUGUCUUGUUUGAAAUAUGGUUUAGUACAUGUGGGAAUUGCUUCACCCCCUUCUGGGAAUCGAUUCCAGGACUUGAAGGCAUGCUUUCAGUAUCUAUACUGAAAUAGUGCAUCCAAUUCAGGAAGGAUGUGCUAACUGGAAGUAAUCCCUGAUCUGCUCUGCAUCUGGAUGGACUUGGACAACUAGAAUUCAUGUUGCAUUGAAUUGGAAGUUCAUUUGUUAAUGUAAGUACUGUUUGGUGACGCCAAAGCCAGGUUUGAGUGAGAAGCAGGUCAAAUUUGCUUGCAGCAGGGUGCAUCUGCAAACUCAUGAAGCAGAGUGAGUGCUCUAGCAUCUAUAUAUGUAUCUAUAUAUAUAUAUAUGUAUG